Molecule: messenger RNA, 228 nt
Organism: Echinococcus granulosus
Lineage: Eukaryota; Metazoa; Platyhelminthes; Cestoda; Cyclophyllidea; Taeniidae
Exons: 2
Coding region: 1-228 (75 amino acids)
Source: RefSeq, a predicted model, not a curated record
AUGGAGGACAGCAUGCGUACAUGCAAGCCAACACUGCUCUUCAUGGCUUUCGUCUGUGCCAUCGCAUUCGUGGCUAUGCCUGCUAGAUCAGCCAGUGUCUAUGAAGGCACCGAACAAAUUUUUGAGAAUGAUGAGAUGAUGGAGAUCCCUUACAGGCUGAUGAAAAAGUGGACGGAUUUCAAAAAGCGUUCAAUCCCAAGGCGAACUCUUAUACCUCAUUUUGAGUAA